CUACCUUUUUCCUUCAGCCUCUCGUGUAAAUGCAUAUAAAACAGUUCAUUUAGUUGCUAACAACAACUACCCACUCUCUGUUUCCGUGUUCCCGGGUAGUCUCUCUUCUCUUCCCAGUUCCCAGUUGUCCCAGACGCGAAGAUUUGUGCAUCUUAGCUUUCCGCUUGGAGCCCUCUAGCGGUUUCUUCUGGACCUGCCUGGGGCUAUGCUCACCCACGAAGACUACCAAGGUGUUUCAAAUUGUUACGUUUUCAAGAGCCGAUUGCAAGAAUAUGCCCAGAAAGUGGGACUUCCCACACCUGUCUAUGAAACCAUUAAGGAAGGGCCUUCACAUCAACCUUCUUUCAGAUCUACAGUCAUAGUCAAUAAUGUAAGAUAUGAUUCUUUGCCUGGUUUCUUCAAUCGUAAGGCAGCAGAGCAGUCAGCUGCGGAGAUUGCUCUGCGGGAGCUGGCAAAAUCUGAUGAAGUUAAUCAAUCCAUCACCCAACCUGUUAUUGAAACAGGAUUGUGCAAGAAUUUACUUCAGGAAUAUGCACAGAAAAUGAAUUAUGCAAUGCCCUUGUAUCUAUGCAAAAAGGAUGAAAGACCUGGCCGAUUGUCAUCAUAUUCAUGCACAGUUGAGAUUGGGGGAAUUCGAUAUAUUGGAGCAUCAGCAAGAACGAAGAAAGAAGCGGAGAUAAAAGCUGCCAGAACUGCUUUACUAGCCAUUGAAUCCAGUGCAUCACAUUCUUCUGAAAAGCAAUUUGGCCCCUCAAAACUGACAGUUGUUCCAUGCAAGAAAAGGGUAGCAGAACCAAUUGGCAAGGUUGGUGAGACUUCUAAAGUCCCAAAAGCCAAGAAAACACGAUUUAAAAGGAAACCACCAAGAAAGAAGGAAUCUGGAGACAAGAAGGGUCGUAAUCAUAUUGAAAGUGCAAACCAUAUCGAAGCAAAUGGAGAGUCAUACACAAAUGUAAAUGACGAGUCUUGCGUCCAGACCUUGGAAUCUGGAACAGAAGCUUUGCAAGCUGUUGAUUUUGACAAUGGAGUGUCAGUUGAUUAUCAAAAUGAGAAUGGCGUAUCGUCUGGGGAAGGUUUGUUGUCUCUGAAUAGCAGUAAGGCCCUUGAAAACGGAGAGUCAAUGGAAGUGCAGUCCACUGAUUCUUGCAUCCAGACCAUGAAAUAUGGCCCGUUUUCUGCAAGUUCCAUGAAAAAUUUUGAUGCUGGAAUGUUAAGUGAUCAUCAAAAUGACAACGGGAUGCUGGCUGGGGAUGAUUCCCUGUCUUUGAAUAGCAACAAGGUUUUUGGAAAUGGAAAUGCAACAGAAUUGCCAAACACUGAAUCUUCUUUGAAUAGCAAUAAGGCUUUUGGAAAUGGAAAUUCAACAGAAUUGCCAACCAAUGAAUCUUCUUUCCAGAUCAUAGAAUCGAGCUGUGGGUGGCAGAAGCCAUGAAAAGCAUCGACAUUGGAAUGCCUAUCAAUUAUCAAAAGCAAAGGGUCUAUUGGAUGGGGGAAAUUCUUUGUCGUUUAAUAAUAAUUCCAUUUUUGUAGACAAAAAGUUAAUCAUAUUGCUAUCCGAUGAGCCUUGUGUCCAGACCGUGGAAUCCAUACCAGUGGCUGAAGCCAUGAAAAUUUUUGAUGAUGGAAUGACAUUUGAUUAUCAAAAUGAAAAAGGUAUAUUGGUCGUGGAAGGUUCUUUGUCUCUUAGCAGCAAUAUUUUUCAAAAUAGAAAAUCAAUAGAACUACAAUACAGCAAGUCUCUGUCUCUGAAUAACAGUGAGAUUUUUGAAAAUGGGUCUGUGACCGGUGAUUGUGUUGCUGAAGCAAUUAACUCAUCUGUAUCAAACCCAUUCGAAGAAGAGAUUUGAGAUGAAGCAAAUGUUAGAGCUAUGGAAAAAUCGGUUGACUGCUAGUUUCCAACGGUUUUUCAUCUCUGGCAGACAGAUAUGAUUCGAUGCAAAUUGAGAAUUUUGCCAUGUGAUUGAGAACGGGGUCUCAGUGACAUUUAUGGUUUUUACAUAUAGCAGUCUCGGCUCCUUUAUGUAGUGCUCAGUUUCUUCGAUAUUUGCUCCACUUUUCCC
Molecule: messenger RNA, 2060 nt
Organism: Neltuma alba
Lineage: Eukaryota; Viridiplantae; Streptophyta; Magnoliopsida; Fabales; Fabaceae
Product: double-stranded RNA-binding protein 1
Exons: 3
Coding region: 206-1432 (408 amino acids)
Biological process (GO): RNA processing; regulation of gene expression
Cellular component (GO): nucleus
Molecular function (GO): double-stranded RNA binding; ribonuclease III activity
Source: RefSeq, a predicted model, not a curated record